Messenger RNA from Oncorhynchus masou masou (cherry salmon), 2203 nucleotides. It is a transcript of the gene lrriq3, whose product is annotated as leucine rich repeats and IQ motif containing 3. The record is from RefSeq and is a predicted model, not a curated record. NCBI's taxonomy places the organism in Eukaryota, Metazoa, Chordata, Actinopteri, Salmoniformes, Salmonidae. Bases 1 to 1911 code for a protein of 636 amino acids. The transcript is spliced from 7 exons.
AUGGAUUCACUUGAUGCCCAAAGGAAAUACCUAGUGACAUGCUCGGAGUCCCUUAUAUUAAGCCAUGGGCGGGGACCAGGUUUGGACCUAGUGGAGAAAGAGACUGACCUUCAACAGGUUGUUAUGGUCAAUCUGAGCUGCUUACUGCUGAAAAACCUGGAUAAUGUGGGAAGCUGCAGGUCACUAAGAGUAUGCAUCUUGGCAGACAAUUUUAUAUCCACGAUAGAUGCUCUCAUCGCAUGUGUGCAUAUAGUGAAGUUGGAUCUUAAAGGAAAUCAGAUAACCCAACUCCCCGGCGUAGUGUUCUGGGACAGCUUGAGACGACUCCAGCUGCUCCAUCUCCAUGACAACAACAUUGGGACUAGAAAGAACAUUGAGGGGUUGUCAGGCUGUCCUAACCUCACAGCAUUGACCCUCUACGACACACCGCUCAGCCUAAAGGGAAACUACAGACACUGCAUCAUCAACAGCAUCUGGUCACUGAAGGCUCUGGAUAACUUUGUGGUCUCUGACGAGGAGAUCAUUGAAAACUGGAUCCUCCCUAUGCAUUUCAAAACCCUCUGUCAUAAUUUUUACUUGAACCUCUAUCCAGCAGCUAAGAUGGGGCCUUAUCAGAGUGAAAUGAGAGCAAUCCAUAAGAUUAUAUCAGAGGUCAAUAGGAUCCAGUCCGUUUAUUCUCCAACGUUGAUCAUCCAACGAUGGAUCAGGGGACAUCUGACCAGAAAAAGGCUUGGACUUGUCCCUGCUGUGCCGAGCCGGGAGAGGUUCAGCAUCAGAGUCCAUCUGUCCCCCAUCCCCUCUGUGGAGACAGACAGUCAACAGACCCAGGGAGAGACAUGGGUCAAAGAGUGCACAGCUAAACAGCACCUGCAGGUUAUACAAGAGGUGGUGACAAGCCAGGCGUCUUUAGAGGCCAAGAAACAGAAAGACAUCAGUCCUCCGCAUAACACCCUUCAGAACAGUAAGACCAUGUGGUCCAACAGAGCCAAGCACAGUGAGGCGGAAAGAGACUUCACUGCUGCAGAGGAGUUCUAUGAAGAGAAGCUUGGGAAAAUGUGUUUCCGCCUCAUCGGCAUCAAGGCUCUGGUCCACCAGGUCGAGCCUGUCAGCAACAUGCUCAUCUCCCGGCAACAGGGGGGACGGGACAUCCGCAGCGCCAUCCGCCUGUUCCACACACAGCGUCCCGAGCCACCCAAGCGGCCCCAACCUCGACCACCCCUGAUCAACGCCGAGAAGCGUCUGAUGGGUCGCUGCCUUGGCUCCAUCAGCCUAGCCCCCUUCCAGGUGAUCCAGCGGGCCUACCGGAUGAGGGAGCAGGCCGAGGCCCUGCAGAGGAGGGCCAAGCAGGUGGCCCAUUCCCAGGCUCGGAGGGAGGGCGCCCAGGGCCAGCGCCACGGCCUCCUGGAGGCCCGUAGGGAGGUAGUGCUCCAGGUGAGAGAGAAGGAGCAGGAGGAGGUGGAGGGGGCCCUGGCCCUGCUGAGAGCUAGCCGGGACAGGGAGGUGCAGGAGGUCAGGCAGAGACACGCUGUGUUCCUGGAGGAGAAGAGGAGGCGUGCAUCGGAACGGGCCAUGGUUGUCGCCUUCAGCAGGCAGCAUGCCUUCCUGUCCAAGACGGUCAACAGGCAUGCUGUGCGGCAGAGGCAGAGUCACACCCAGCAGGAGAGGAGUGUCAUGGUUGCCAGCAGCAGGCAGCAGUCCCGGAUUCAGAGGGAACUCAUAAUGGGAUGCAAAGAGGACAGGCAACAGUCUCUAAAGGAGGAGGCCAUUACAUCCAGAGUGAACAGAGACACUUAUCUGGCCACAAAGCACACCAACCGACUCCUCCGAGCCCAGGAGAGAGUGGCCAGUGUGAAGGCCAGCCAUGCCAAGGUGGAGGUCCUGCAUCCUGUACCGGUCAACCAGACUGCCUGAUCACCACCUCUGGUCCCCUUGUAUCCCUCCACCAUGCUUCACAAAUGUUUAAUGCUAUGAACUGUUUUUGGGGGGGCUAUUUGUUUAUCUUUAAUUCUGUUUAUGAAACCACAAGGAGUAAGGAAUGUGAGGAUUCUGGGAAGAUGAACAAGAGAGGUCAAACCAAGGUCUAUAGUGUUUAUUGUUUGAGUAAAAUCACAGAAAUUCAUUCACUUCAUGAUGUCUACUCAUGUUGAAAUACUUGGCCAUUGUCCACAUCUGUUUCUUUUUUUUCUUUUUUAAAGCUAACCAU